This is a messenger RNA of Zeugodacus cucurbitae (melon fly), 8214 nucleotides long. RefSeq lists its product as uncharacterized. Gene Ontology annotation, cellular component: nucleoplasm; ribonucleoprotein complex. Gene Ontology annotation, biological process: regulation of RNA splicing. Gene Ontology annotation, molecular function: RNA binding. NCBI's taxonomy places the organism in Eukaryota, Metazoa, Arthropoda, Insecta, Diptera, Tephritidae. The transcript is spliced from 4 exons. The record is from RefSeq and is a predicted model, not a curated record. The coding region runs from base 377 to 4249 and encodes 1290 amino acids.
AGGCAUUUUUUAUAUUUAACGAAAGUGUAUAUCUGUCAUAUGCUGAAAAAAUAGGUGACAAAAGAUUUUCUUGCUGCGAAUAAAAUUUGAUGAACAAUUAAAAGAAUUUCAACUAAAAAUAAUAAAGAUAUAAUAGUCACGAAAACGAGUCCAUUUAUAGUGGCUUCUUUGGAUUAGUUUGUUUUCAAUUUUUCUUGGUUUUAGUGAGUUCCUGUCGUCUCUACAACUAACCGUAUUGGAUUAAUUGACAACUUUCUAACAUACAUAUUUAAUUAAACAACGCGAAUAGCUAUUGUAUGGCUGUUCGCUAAAUGGAUGUUUUGAACCUGUAAUAAAAUAAAUAAUAAUUGCGUAGCAUAACUCGGACAAGUAGAAGAUGAGUGUUAUAAUUCGUUUGCAAAAUUUGCCGUGGUCGGCAAAUGCAUUGGAUAUACGACAGUUUUUCAAAGGUCUCUCAAUACCGGAUGGAGGUGUUCACAUUGUUGGUGGUGAAAUGGGCGAUGCUUUUAUCGCAUUCAGCACCGACGAAGAUGCCCGCCAAGCGAUGAUGCAUGAUCGUGAAAAAAUCAAUGAAGUUCAAGUACGUCUUUUACUAUCGUCGCGGGCUGAAAUGCAAAAGGUGAUCGAAACUGCACGUUUACAGUCUAUGCAAGCCCUCAAAAAUGCUGGUUCCAUACCAGCUAUCAAAGCUACUGUAGCUUCACCGUCCAUAUCCAAUCCGCAGCCACCAGUCAUUACCCCAAAUAGUCUACAUAAUAUUCUUUCGAGUGCAGCACCAUCAUUUUUGGCAUAUCAAAAACAAGCUGGCAUCACACUUGUGGAAACGGCAAAUGAACCCAACACUAAUGAAUCGGCGAGUACAUAUCGCAACAGCGUUGAAAAGACUCGCGAUCGCCGACGUUCUACAUCACGAGACCGUCGUCGAUCACGAUCACGUGAACGUAAUGAUCGUAACGGUUCACGCCGUGGCCGACGUGAUAGAAGUCGCUCUCGAUCGCGAGAUCGCGAUUGGAAGAGUCGACGAUCUAACCGUCGUUCAAGAAGCCCAGAUCGUAGUCACGACAGAAAUAGAGAUCGCAGUCCCGAUCGUAGCCGAAACUCUAGUAGAAGCAAUAUGAAUAGCAGAGAACGCGAAAAUGGAAAUGGUCAAUCUAAUAAACCCAGCACCGAUGUACUUGGCAACAAACCGCAUCCUAAACUAUUAGAUAUAAAUGAGAGUUCUAAUGCCAAAGUGGCAAGUAUUUCCUCUUGGGGUAUACCUGGCCUCAACUCGUAUCAAACAAACAAUGCAGACAACAUUGGUGGUGCUACGCCAUUUUCUAUUGCUGGCUCCAACAGCAAUAAUAUUCUGAACCCAUUUAGUGUGGGUAACGCUAUUCCGGGUUUACGUGGCUCACAGAUGGCGAAUUCAUACACCAGCAGCGUCGACAACAAAAGUCCUGAUUCUCAAUCUAGCAUUGGCGCCGUUAAUAUACCAGCAGGCAAUGUCAUUCCAGGAUUUCAAAGCUACUCCUCUUCGGUCUCGACCACAAAUAAUUACAGUAUAAAUUUAUUCAAUUCUAAUUCAAAUAGUAGUGAUUCGCCUAAAACCUUUGCACUGCAAAAUCCCUACACGGCUGCGGUACAACAGGCUACAGUGAAUACAAACUCCACAGAAUCAACCAGCUCUUUAAUACGUAGUCCCACGCAACAGAAGACAAAUACAAUGUUCCCUGGUCUAAGUUUAGUCGACAAGAAACCAGAUAUAUCUUUGUCACAAGGUAAUCCAUCUGCAGCAUCGACGUCUAAUUUUUCGUCAGUAAGUCAGUUGUCACAAGAGCCCAUCGCAUUUGCCAAUACCAACCCUUAUGCCCAGAUGUAUCCGAAUCUGUUCGCACAGGCCGCUGCUGCCAGUAUUGCCAAACCAAGCAGCAUUCAGCAGAAGUCAAGAGAGCCAGAAACGCAGCGUUCUAGAGAGCCGGUAAAAGAGAGUUGCUGUAUCAAGGUGAGCGAUAUGUGUGCGAGUACCACUUACAGUGAUGUGCGUAAAUUCUUCAUGGGUCUAUUUAUACCACAUAACGGUAUCAAAAUGGUGAAUGAUAAACAUGGUCUACGCAUCGGCGUCGCGUACAUACAGUUUUCGCGAACAUCCAGCGUCCAUAAAGCAUUGAUGCGUAAUAAUUCCAUUCUUAAAACGAAAACAGUAAAAGUGGAGAUCGUAACUGAUGAGGAAUUCGAACAAGUGGAGGACAGUUAUCGGCCGCAGGGACGAUUUGACCGUGACCGUGGAGACCGCAACUAUCAAGAUAAUCGCGGCGAUUACGAUCGUAAUGAUGAUGACAACGAUGGUGAUACGAAGAAUCGUGGUGAUCGCGAGUCGAAUUCUGACAUUGAAUACAAAUCGGAACCUUUCACCGUACUCUAUAUUGAAGAUAUACCAUCAUCGGCGGUUGAACACGACCUCAUGCGCAUGUUCUCAUCCUACACUAUUUUCGAUAUCCUAUUGACACCCAGUCGUGAAAAUCGCCGAGAAUUCAAAGGACAUGUGCUCUUCUCACGUGCCGAAGAGGCAAAAGCAGCUUUAGAGGACAAAUCGCGGCAUAUGAUUGGCUACCGCAAAGUUCGUGUACGUCCAGCAACAGUCGAAGAAAUGGAGCGAGAAAAAGAGAAACUACGUUUGGCUAACGAGCAGUUGAUGAAAGAGGAAGAAGCGCUUGCUGAAGCGGAAAGAUUAAAAGAAGAACAAAAUCAAGGUGAAGAUGAUAUGGAUGUAGCGGAUGACACGAGCAGUCUAGCAUGCACCGAUGCUAACAACGACAUACAGUUAGAUGAUCAAAAUGAACGCAACAAUCCAACAGAUCCUAGAAAUACUAAGAUACCCAGUCUUUUCGAUAUUGGUUCGAUAAGGAGUGAUGAUUUGGCAAGAGGUGACAAUGGGAACAAUAAUACACCAAGUGAUCCACGGCUGCGUCGUCAGAAGCCCAGCCGCUUUGAACCUUUAAAACCCACAGACGACAUGAACCUGAAUAUGAAUCCCGGUAACAUGGGUAUGGACAGUAAUAUGAGUAGCAAUAUGAAUAUGAACUCCAUCAUGAAUAUGACCAACAACAAUAUGGGCAUGAGCAACAACAUGGGCAUGAGCAACAACAUGGGUAUGAGCAACAACAUGGGUAUGAGCAACAACAUGGGCAUGAACAACAACAUGGGUAUGAACAAUGGUGGCAAUUUCAUGGGACCAAUGAUGAAUAACAACAAUAGAAACAUGAACAGCAACAACAUGAUGAACAACUCGAACGGAAUGAACAAUUUUAUACUUAUGAAAAACUGCGAUUAUAAUACGCGUAUAAAUGAUAUCGCUGACUUGUUGCAGGGCGCAUUUCUACGUCUCAAACACAUUGAACCAUUACGCGGUGAACGCAAUAUGCCCACUGGUGAAUUCAUUGUCGAAUUCCAAGAUGCUCGCGAUGCAGAAAACGCCUUACGUCAAUUCAAUAACACCACGUUUCGUCAACGAAAACUUCGUAUACGCCCGAUAAUGCCCCAAGAGAUCGCUGACAAAAUUGGCAAACCAUUCAUGAAUUGUUACCCUGGUGGUGGUGGCGGUGGUCCCGGCGGACGACCACCAUUCGACAGGAAUCCAUUUAUGGGAAAUGAUGGUCCGUCUAUGAUGAACAUGGGCGGUGGUUCUGGUGGGCGCUUCGGCAAUAACAACAUGAACAACGACAAUAAUAAUGGGCGUGGCGGUAGUGGAGGUAAUAGCAGUGGCAGUGGCAGUGGGUCAAUGAUGAAUCGCGGUAGUCGCGGCGGCAACAACGGUAGUUAUCACAAUGAUCAUUCAAAUGGUGGAAUGCGCAAUCGCAGUGGACGCAGUAACAACAGCGCUUCAAGUCACGAUGGCCACAACUCCGACCAGGAUGAUGAUGUAGUGCAAGUCAUUGAUGAUAGCAGCAACGAUGUGGUUAUUAGUGGCGAUAGCAGACCCAACCGCGAUGAUGGUGACAAUAGCGGCAUACCAGAGAAAUUUGCGCGCCCCGGCUGUGUGAUAGCCAUGGAAAAUGUGCCCUACAAGGCCGAACUUAUAGACAUAUUGAAGUUUUUCGCUGGCUAUGAUUUAACACCAGAUGAUAUUAUAAGACGCUUUAAUGAUGACGGUACAGCGACGGGUGACGCACGUGUUGCGUUCGCCUCGCCAUCAAUGGCACGUUCGGCCUACAAUUCACGACGAAGAAAACAGAUUUUCAAUCGCACUAUACGCUUGUCAUUGCUGUAGGGCAGCGGAACACAUAUUCCAAAAGGGUGGCUGUAAAUAUGGGGUAGAUUACGUUUAGAUAUACACAAAUACAUACAUACAUUAUGUACAUUAAGUUAUAAUUCUAAGAUUUGAGCUACUUAAUAUUCAAUAUUUGUAUUUUGUAAAUACGAGACAAUAUGAUAAUGAAAUAUCAGAUAACACAAUUGCAACGAUGGGAUGUUGAACUUUUAUACACAAACAUACUUACUUAUGUUAGAAUUAAAUUUUGUUUAACGUAAAUAAUAUAUGUACAUAUGUAUAUAGCAUAAACAUAAUUAAUGUAUAUCUAUGUAUAAUAUACUUUCUGUUAUACCAGACAAAUGUUGUGUUAUUUAUUCACUUCGAUUUAAUUAGUUAUUGGGGAACUAUAAUUUUUAUAACCUUAAAUAGCAUAUAUCGGUGCCAUUCACUAAACGACGCUAAAAUUUGUAAAAUACAUUUUUGACUCCCACCAUCGAAGUAAAAGAGGCAAUGAAUGCAGAAUUCAAGAAUUGAGCAACCGACCGAUACAACAGCUCGCUUUUGUUUGAUAUUGAUUACAUAGCAAUGAAUUUAGUGUUGUUAAUCCGGAAGUCCUGAAUUAUUCAGAACAUGUCUCGAUACCAUUAACUCUUCAUUGUUACAUGCACAUAAACUGGAAUUACAGGUUUGUGUUCUCAAACUAAAAUCGUUAUAACUCUCAAAAUUCAAAUUGAAUAAAAAAAAAUUACUUGCGGAUAUCGAUUUGAUUAGCAGCGCGUUCAAUGUGUGCCUUCAGUGUCAAAACAUUGAUAAAUUUUUGUAAUUAUUAUAUUUAAUUGCUGUCGCAUCUAUUAUAUAAAAACAUACUUAUUACUAAGUUUUGAUUUAAGGAUUUGCUAAAGUUGUUGUUGAAAUUCAUUUGGAAGUUUGAAAUAUAUUGCUUUAUAUUUUUAAGUACAGACAUAGUCACUGAACAUACUGCUAAGAACUUUUUGGCCAGCAAUUUCUUGCUUGCGUCAAGCUUGUGCACUAUUUUAUUUAUUAUGUAGAUAUGUAUGCAUAUAUUUGGACUGUUUAGAAACGUUUGUAUUUGAAAUAUAUAAAUAUAUUCCUUUUAAAUAUAGCGAAGCUCUUUGUGAAAUUAAAUAUUUGCAUUAAUGUAGUAUAGUGAAAGGGGAUUGCUCUUUACACGAACAAUAGAAAUUUCAAAGUUACUGAGGAAAAGGAAGUGAGUUUAAAUAAGGGUUGAAUAAAAGAAAGAAAGCUUAGGGUUUAUUUUAGAGGCUUAAAUAGAAACAGCAAUUUACGAGUCGUGGACACAGUACGCGUUUAGGUUCAAGUUGCGAUAAGUUGAUUGUUCUACAAAUAAAGUGGUAAGAAGUAAAUUUGCUAUUAUAAAGAUAAUGAAAAAACAUCGCUAUAGGCCUGAGUAAAUCCAUUUUUAUUCAAUUUAAAUAUGUUCAAUUAGGUUGUGUUACAAAACUUCGUUGACCUAAUGAGAGCGGCAGUCAAAGUACUAUUGUAUUUUCAAAGCUGCAUGAAAAUUAGAACUUAAAAUUCGACUGCUGCAGAACAUUAAUUUAAAAUAGUUCGAUCACCUAUUGGCAUAACAUUACAUAUUUACAUGUUGCUACGUAAAAUGAUUUUAAGUUAUACAACACUUAAAAAUAAGAAUACAAACUAACCGAAAUAUAUAUGUAUAUAUGCAUGGAUGUAUAUAUAUAUACUUCUUUUAAGUCAAAAUAUUUCUGUGUAUGUUUAUGUUUAGCUGAAAUUCAUUGCUGAUGUUGAUUUUCAAUUUCCUUCCUAUUUAAGUUUCUUCUGGCAAAAAUCUAGUUGUAUGUUGUAUGUGUUGACGACUGCUACCAAGACUGCUCUGGCUAGGAUUAGAACAAAAGCGCAUCAUCGUCUAAGUCGCCGUUUUGAUGAGCUAUACGAAGCGAGCGCCUUAAGGAGCCUUGAUAACCUGGACCAGAACUUGGUCUUUUCAGUAAGGGAUUAUGUUUAAACGUGUUCAGGUUGACAUGUGAAUCCCACUAUAUACAUAUGUACAUUCAUUAUUAUUAAAUACUGCUAUUACAUAAAUAUAAAUCAAUUAUUCAACUCACCGAACCGGAUACAAUCUCUGAUCGAACAGGAUGCCAUGACAAGUCGCGCACAAUAUCUUUAUGUCCCUCAAUAGCCUCUUUUAUUUGCCCUGUUAGUACAUCGUAAACUGAAAAUAUAACAACAACAAAAAUGUAAGAGGUUUUAUAUGCCUUAAGUUUAUCUAAUGAAUAAACCGUUAAGUGUCAAUAUUUGAAAAAUCAUCUGUUUAGUGCGGACAAUAAAAAUGUUAAGAUAACAAAAGCUUACUUAUAAUUCUGCCUGUGCCACAGCCAGUGUAUAUGUAACGCUGUCCAGUUUGUAGGGCUGGAGAGAAUUUGGCUCGCAAUAAGCUCUUUGUAACACGAUGACCGCGAUAGGUCAUUACGCUAACGUCACCCUCCAACGUUGCUUUUGGAUUGUAAUCUAAAAGUAACUUAAUGCUUACAACCAUAUUUAAUUAACAAAAUGUCUAUAGCAAACUCACAUUCGCGUGGUACUGUAUCCCAUCGAUAAUCCCAUGGAAUAAGUGGCAGUUUCACUUUAUUUAAUUUGUUACUGGGAGUUGUCAUCCUCAUAUCCCAUAUUUUUAUGCUUUGAUCUUUGGAGUUGGUUAAUACAUAAUGCCCAUCGUUACGUGAAUCAAUGUAAGUAAUGCCAUCCAAAUGACCUUUGAAUAUGCCUACUGGUGUAUGCCUAACGCUAGUGCAGCUAUUUCUGUUGUUACUGUAACUACUGCCUGAACUAUUUCGCCCACGGACGGUGCUACCAGCACACCGUAAAUCCCACAACUUCAACACGCCAUCAUUGCAACCAGAAACGAAUAUAUUUGAAUCUUGAUCGCUUACAAAACUAACAGCAUUUAUAUCGUCUUUCUCAUUUCGUUGUGUAUUUAUCAUUCGUACAGCAUGUGUCUCGCGAUCGGCUACAUAAAUUAACGAAUUAUUACUACCACCGAUUAUUUGUUGCCCGCAUGGUGAAAACCGUAAUGAGAAUAUAGCGGAGCGUGAUUGUUCGGCAUUUAAAUUGAAAAACUGCACAUCUUUACCGUCACUAUUUACGGGUAAAACAAAAACUGAAGGAAAGAUAUAGAUUUAAAAUAAGAGAAUUAGAUACAUUGAAUUGCAACUCACAAGCAUCUGACCAUGUGGAAUACGCUAAGUAUUGACCACAAGGACUAAAGUCUACAUCCAGAAUACUCCAGUUACAUAUAUCCGUUACAAUACGAUUAAUGCGGUGGUAUGUUCCCUUUGAAGAGUCAAAAACGCGAAUUACUGAAUCUGCGAGGGAAAAGAAUAGGCAAUUAUUAGUAUAGUAGUUACAUUAAAAAAUAAAAAUAAAAUAAUAACCUUGGCAAGCAGUAACCAAUUUGCUUCCAUCUUUAUUAAAUUUGCAUAUGAAGACUUUGGCUUCCAAUGACAUUAGACGCUCCUCUUUGUUAUUAGGCACGAAUAAAUUUGCAAUCCGACGUUGCUGAUUUGGUGUAAAUGACCCGGCUGGGUGUGCGGCUAUUCCAUUCUCACGCUUAAAUAAUCCACGCGUCAGCGACCAACGAUCACUGGGACGAUUGCUGUUUGCUGGUAAAGCACAUAAGGCUUUUAUUUCUUUGUACAACAUGGUGUGCUGUAACAUAAGUAAAAGCGUAAAACAACUAUAUGACACUUCUAUAAUAGCAACUUACGCGAAAUGUUCGCAAAUCUGGUUUCUUUCGUAUCACAGGCAUUUGCGCUGUUGGUCUCUCCAAAGGAUUCAAUCGUUCCAGACGCUCCAAUUGAUUCAUUACAGUACCAACGGCCAAACUCAAUUGUUCGCCAAGCACAUCGUCCACAUCCUCAUCAUCGAAGUCAUCUUCGUCAAUUUCAUACACAAUAUGGUUACCCAUUCCUGAAACUAACUAC